GUUCAACACAGUGAAGCAAAGCGAGAAGAGUUUUCUCGGAGCAAAAUAAUAACAUAAUGCGGUCGUUGCCAUUGUUUUUGCGGAUGGCCGAGAGGCUGACAAGGAUGCCGAGCGUAUCCCCGUUUCAGGCCAUCUACCACGAACCGUUCAUGUGGCCGGCUCUAACGUUGCCCCGCCAAUGGCAACAGCUUGAACGCCAGCAGGAGCAAUAUUUGGCGCAAGCAGCAAGCAUUGGGAAACAGGGCUACCAGGUCAGCAUGGAUGUCAGUGAAUUCAAGCCCAACGAACUGACUGUCAAACUGGUGAACAACAGCGUCAUUGUUGAGGGUAAAUCGGAGCAGCAGGAAGAUGAUCAGGGCUCCUACACUUCUCGUCACUUUCUGCGCCGCUUUGCUCUGCCCGAGGGCUACGAGCCGGACAUGACCACAUCCAGCUUGAGCAGCGAUGGGGUGCUUACUAUCAAUGUGCCCAAUCCACCAGCUGUUGACGAAGCGCUGAAGGAACGUCUAGUGCCCAUACAGCAAACUGGCCCAGCGGAACUAAAUGUCAAACCGAAUCUGCCACUGGAUGCAGCGGCAGAGGAGCAAAAGGAAACAGCAAUAAAGCCCGACAAAGAUUAGAUGUUCCUUAUUAAGAAUUAAUAAAUGAUUGGCUUAGAUUUCCGCCUAUAUAUAAAUUAAAUUAAUUUAGCAAUAAUGAUCUGUUAAAAUUUGCCAGCACUACAAAUAAUAUCAACAGAACUAUU
This is a messenger RNA of Drosophila grimshawi, 745 nucleotides long. RefSeq names its product heat shock protein 22. The record is from RefSeq and is a predicted model, not a curated record. NCBI's taxonomy places the organism in Eukaryota, Metazoa, Arthropoda, Insecta, Diptera, Drosophilidae. The coding region runs from base 57 to 620 and encodes 187 amino acids. Gene Ontology annotation, biological process: protein refolding; response to heat. The transcript has a single exon. Gene Ontology annotation, molecular function: protein folding chaperone.